Tricharina praecox is the source of this 2795-nucleotide messenger RNA. Its product is annotated as ribonuclease H-like domain-containing protein. Gene Ontology annotation, molecular function: nucleic acid binding; nucleotide binding; 3'-5'-RNA exonuclease activity. The coding region runs from base 1 to 2508 and encodes 835 amino acids. The transcript is spliced from 6 exons. Gene Ontology annotation, cellular component: nucleolus; nuclear exosome (RNase complex). The record is from RefSeq and is a predicted model, not a curated record. Lineage: Eukaryota; Fungi; Ascomycota; Pezizomycetes; Pezizales; Pyronemataceae. Gene Ontology annotation, biological process: nuclear polyadenylation-dependent rRNA catabolic process; poly(A)-dependent snoRNA 3'-end processing; nuclear polyadenylation-dependent antisense transcript catabolic process.
AUGAGCGGAGACUUCCCCACCCUCCAGGACGGCGUGCAGAAAGCCGUGAUGUCUACGGUGAAAUGCGUGAACGCGCUCGCAGCCGGCGACAUCGACUUCCAGCGGUCGUCGGACGGCGAGUUCGCGAGCGCGGCGGACGCGACCAGCGCGCGCAUCCUGGCGCUCGUCAACUCGCUGCUCAAGAAUGCCGCUGCCGGAUCAGAUAUUGAGCCCCCGACCCUCAGGGACGCGGACGAUGUGGACAACAAGUGGGGCGAUGUCGUCGAGGUCGUCGAUUAUCUGCUUGAGAGAGCGGAUACCUGCUUGGACGAAUACACCGGCGCAAUCAAGCAAAAGAAUCCCGAGCCGCUCCCGGGCGCGAAAAAUGCGAACCCCCGCCUAUCGCGCAGCCAGCAGAAAACGGUCGGCUUCCGAGCGACCGCAAACUCGCCGCAAUCGAGAAACCUGGCGAAGCCCCAACUGCUGUUCAACGUCAAGCCCGACAAUCUCAACGAUGCGCCGUUCAAACCGCUGCUUACCGAGAAGCCCCAUGCGAAGAUUCCGCUGGAGAAGAGCUUGGAGAUGUUUACGAACGAGCUGGGGAAUAAGCAGUACAUGCACCCCUACGUCGAGGAGAUAAAGACGAUGAAAUACCCAGACAGUAUUUUCCAGAUUAAGGAACCGCAGGAAUACCUUCCCUUCGAGGAGACGACGGCCAUACUCGUUGACACGCCGGAGGCGUUGGCGGAGAUGCUGGAGGAGCUGAAGAAGGCCACGGAGAUUGCUGUAGAUCUGGAGCAUCACGACCAGAGAUCGUACAUCGGAAUCGUGUGCCUUAUGCAGAUAAGCACGAGGGAGAAGGAUUGGAUUCUAGACACUCUUCAGUUGAGGGAAGACCUGCAGGUCCUGAACCAGGUGUUUGCAGACCCCAAUAUCAUCAAGGUUUUCCAUGGUGCCGCUAUGGACAUUAUCUGGCUACAGAGAGAUCUCGGACUGUAUGUUGUGGGUCUCUUCGACACGUACUGGGCCUGUCGUUCGCUCGGAUUCGCAGGCCACGGACUUGCAUUUCUUUUGAAGAAGUACAUUGAUUUCGAUGCCGACAAACAAUACCAGCUUGCUGAUUGGAGGCUUCGGCCUCUACCGGAAGAGAUGUUCAACUAUGCGAGAUCGGACACCCACUUCCUUCUGUACAUCUUUGACUGUGUACGGAACGAGCUGCUGGAGAGAUCAGAUCUGGAGGAUCCCGACAACAAAAUGGCCGACGUCCUAGAGAACUCCAAGAUCGUCGCUCUUCGCCUGUACGAAAAGGAGCCCUACGAUGCAGUUACGGGCCACGGACUACUCGGUUGGCGGAAUAUGCUCGGACGGUCUCAGGAAAACCUUAAUCCGAUGCAGGUCUCCGUCUUCAAAGCAGUACACGAAUGGCGGGACACCACAGCCCGCAUAGAAGAUGAAAGCCCCCACUUCGUCAUGCCCCGAAGCCAGCUAUUGAACCUUGCCCGCAAGAUGCCAGUGGAUGUUGCAGGCGUCCUUGGGUGUUGCCCUCGCACCUCUCCACCAGUCAGGAGCAAGGCGGGAGAGCUUGUCGUUGUCAUCAGGAAAGCAAAGGACACGCCAGAAGUCCGUGCGUGGCAGAAUUCCAGGGACGAGGCUCGGGCCGCCGAAGCCGCCGCAAAAGCCGCAAAAGCCGACGCCGCCGCCCAAGCAGCCCCUGCCACCACGGAGAGCGAGUCCACCACUGCCGCCGACCAAUCCCGUGUCAACAUCUUCACAGCCUCUUCCGACGAAGCGAAAGCGCUGCGAGAAGAAACAUCCAAGUUCUGGGGCGACUGCGACGACAGCAGUCGCUGGCAGCAAGAACAGACCUCGAGCACCAACGACUCCUCCACCCUCCGGCUCGCAGUGCCACUACCACAGCUAACGGCAGAAAUCUUCGUCUCGGAGGACAUGCCCCACCAGCCGCAGCAGACUCCCGCUGUCGAUCCUGGUGCCCGCGCUGAACACGAGUACGUCAAGAAUCGCCCGGCCAAGGAGGAGACAUCCGACGUCAUUGUCGUGCGCUCACUCGGUGGUGGCAGGAAGAGGAAAUUGGAUGAUGCUGCUAUUGGCGAGGUUGCGCAUGCGGACGCAACGGAAGAUGUGCAGGGCGAAAAGGGCGGAACCGAGUCUGUCAAUGGCGACGACCCCGCAUCCGCUGAUGCCCUCGAGCAGGGAGCUCUCAGAAAACGUAAGGCAAAUAAAGAGCGGAAAAAGAAAAAGAAGCUGGCACAGCAAGAGGAGGGGGAGGAGGAGGAUGCUCCGGUGGAAGGCGAAGAAGACGCCGCCGUUGAGAAACCCACCACCAAGCCGUUUGACUAUGCCAGCGCGCCGUCGGUCCUGAACCAGAAACGGGAAGAGGGCGGACGAGGCAAGAAGAAGGAAAAGAAGAAGAAGGCGUUCAAUCCGUACGCCGGAUCGGCGAAUGCCCCCAAGGGCUUGAGUAGGACGAAUCAGGAGAAAACGGGCAGGUCGGUUACGUUCAAGCGGUAGAUCUCUCUAGGUAUCUAGGUAUCUAUCUGAAAGGGUGACGGGGAAAGGAAAUGUGGUUAGAAUGGGAUCGGGUAUUCUUCUUGUAUAUGAAUGGCGCGUUGCUUUGGUUGUCGUCCACACCCUUUCUGCUGCCUGCAUCUACUGCAUCUACUGUAUGUCGUUGCGUGCUUAAUGACGUUGAGUUGAGGAUGGGAAUUGAGAAGGGGGGGGCCUUUCCCCUGACAUUCUGCUUCACCUGGUUGUUUCAUCCCGUCGGAGCUCGCAGCUCUAAAAUGACCGUGAAAUGU